CUGUGCCGAACGAGGACCAGCGCAGGCAGACUGCGAACGUCAGAGUGCCCUCCGACUUCGUCGCGUACACAUCCCUCCUGGAUCGCGACUAUCGCGCAUAUACGUUUGCGAUAUACGUUUUGCGUUUCAGAUUUGUACGUUCUCGUGUGUCGCGAAAAAAAAAAAAAAUAACGCGACAAUUUGUGAAACUGAAGUCGGUGAAUUUACUGGUAUACACUUGUGUGAUUUUGUGUCCGAAUCCUGUCUGAGAGGUAGGCAAGAAAAGCUCGCGUAGUCACGAGGAGAGAAACGGAAAUUGAAAACGACGGAGCAAUCCGAUGGAGAGAUAUCUACCGUGAGAGAAACUAAACUUCAUUCCGCGCGGAAUUGCGGAAUCCGCCUUCGAGUUCUCUCGAUUACAUCAGUGCGGAAUUUCUGUUCGGUUCUCCUCCGAAGAUCUGUGGAUCUUCCGGUGGAAACAUCCGGUCCGAUCAUCGGGGAGGCUCUUCGAGAAAUAUUGUCUUUUUCUAAAAUAUUAUUUACAGUUAAACGAAUCUUCAUGCGAUCUUUUAAAUAUUUCAGAAGGAUCAUAAUAUAAUUCGAUAUACGGAUCUAUUGUGAAGUGACAAUUUAGUUUGCGGUUCGUUUGAAUAAAAAAAAGCAAGAGUUUCUAUCGAUAAAUCAUUCUCGUCGAUCUAAGAUGGAUAUCUGGAAGAAGCGACACUCGUAGAACUUCCGAUAUUGGUGCCGCGCUCCUUCAACCGUGUCUUACUCCAAUUUUUGUUGGAAAUUGUGGGAGAAAAGACUGAAGUUGGAUCUAUCGCGAGAGAUCAAGCACGAUGCGCUGAGGAAACAUCGAUCAUCGCGGGCCAAAAGCGGGCCUAGACGCGUUAGAUGUUCAAUUAAAUCGUUUCAGCAUCGGAUAAACGGAAUAAACGGGCAGAUAGUGAUAGUAACAGAGAGCAUAAAUCGAGAGAGUGAGAAGAGAAAGAUAACUGGAGCCGAAUCGCAUGACUCGAUUAAUUUGGAGCGACAAACAUCGCGAUGCUGCUGCACAAGAGCGUUUUAUUAUUUUAAUAAAAAAAAAUAAUAAUAAAGCAACAAACUCGUGAAAGAAAAAUAUUUGGAUCGAUUUGCAAGGAAUAAUUCGGAAAGGUGGUGUGAAAAACGUAAGGAAAAAGUGUAGAAUAUUCGUAAAAGAAUUAAAGCGUAUCGCAUGGUUAAUAAUAUAAUAAUGAUGGUACGGUUGAACAGAUGUAACUGAGUUACUUGUCCGGAGAAUUCACGUCGUCAGAGCGGCACAAACGAUAUAAAAGUUGGAAUUUUAACGUCCGCGCGCGCCGAGGGCUGCUAUAUUAAUUGCCCGUCGUAAUUGGGGUUUGUAGGGAUCGCGCUUAAUUAGUUCGGGGUCUAUAACGGGUGAACGAUGAAGUGGUACGUGUUGGUGUUGGUGUUCACCGGUCUGACUACAGGCGAUAACGCCGUCCGUGCGGACAAAGUCCGUGCGGACAAAGUCUUCAACUGCCCGAACCUCAAUGCUCAAGAUGCGAUAGAUCUCGACAAGAUAAUGGGCAAAUGGUACGUGGUGGAAGUAUUGCAACACAGAGAGGAUCCUUCGAAACCACACAGUGGGACGUAUGCCGUUGACAUGUGUCCAGUCGUAAUGAUGAAAUCGGCCAAUAACUAUACCUUAAAGUUAUUGUGGACCGAGGAGGCCGGGAAUGUGGAGUACACUUUCACAAUACCAGAAAGUAACAAAGGCUUUUGGCGAACCACGCAUAAACAAAAUGGCACCUUGACGGAGAGGCACUAUAAGCAGUUCUCAGGCAGCAUGCACGUAAUGAAGGCCGUCGCCUCGGACAUGGUGUUGACUUUCUGCUCUCGUCAUCCCGACCCUCAGCUUUACUCGCUGCUAUUGUCGCGCGAACACACCCUGCAGAAGAGCGACAAACGAGGCGUACACAAUCUGUUGAGCCGUCGCGGCCUGAAGAUUUCCAGCAUCCGGGAGACCUGCGUGAACGGCGGCUCUGGAUCCAGAAGGGGCGCGCUCGAUCUCGUCACUUGGGUGGCCCUCGUCGGUCUCCUCUCGUCGAGCUUCCUCUUUAGGUCCUGGCAGUAGUGAAUUAGGUAGACGAUCGAUAUCGAGAACCUUGGCGACACGCGAUCGCCAACUCGAGUGUUUCCUCUCUCCCCCUUUCUCUCUCUCUCUUUCUAUCUCUCUCUCUGUCUCGAUUAAUUAACAUGAUUAUUAACACUUUGGAUGCUGCGCGCGAAUAAUCUCAAACAUCGCCGGAAAUUCGUCGAGAUUCCGCUUGAUAUACUUUUAGGUUAAUUAUAAAACGCUCGCGAAUUGAAUUAAAUAUUCAGCGUAUUAUUUUUUACGUGAUAAUGUUCACAUUCUGCAUAAUUUGAGAGAGUUCUCUUGUGAAAUAAUUAUAUUUCCUUUUAUCCAGCUUUUCUUUACUUUCUUUACUUCCUCUGUUAGAAAAUUUUAAGCGAGUUGAAUAUUUAAAAUGUAUUAUUUAAUAGAUAAAUUAUUUGAACUAAUAAUGCACAGCACAUAACACACAUUAACUAUAAGCGAAAUAAAUAUGAUAUAUCGUCGAACCCAUUAAUAUAUUAAUAAAACGUAA
This is a messenger RNA of Nylanderia fulva, 2612 nucleotides long. RefSeq lists its product as uncharacterized. The record is from RefSeq and is a predicted model, not a curated record. NCBI's taxonomy places the organism in Eukaryota, Metazoa, Arthropoda, Insecta, Hymenoptera, Formicidae.